Molecule: messenger RNA, 3231 nt
Organism: Dreissena polymorpha
Lineage: Eukaryota; Metazoa; Mollusca; Bivalvia; Myida; Dreissenidae
Product: kelch-like protein 3
Exons: 13
Coding region: 146-3106 (986 amino acids)
Molecular function (GO): protein binding
Source: RefSeq, a predicted model, not a curated record
GCCUAACAGCGUUUCUUUUCCACGGUAGAGCAACGCGCGCGAAAUUAAACACUUAGGCCAAUUUUUUUCGAGUUGACUGUCAUAGAUACGUUACUUAAAAAAGGUUGGUGUUUUUUCUUAAUCGUCGUCAUAUUGCGGCGAUAGAAUGGCAUCGAAAAAGAACGUCUUUCAGACAAUUCAGAAGAAGCGAAAAUUUGCAGACCGGCCCAUGUCGGAGUCUGAAAUGACAGAGGGAUCUACGGAUACCUCUAAAGAUAGUACAGGCGCCAAGGCUGUGACUGAGAGAGCUGUAGGUGUUCCAGAGUCUCCUCAGAAAACGACUGAUAACAAUAAUGGUGUAGUUACGCUGAACAUUAACAAUACGACUGAUAACAAUAUUGGUAUAGUUACGCUGAACAUGAAAACUACAACUGAUAGCAAUAUUGGUGUAGUUACGCAGGACAUGAAAACUACGACUGAUAACAAUAUUGGUGUAGUUACGCAGAACAUGAACAAACUGACUGAUAACAAUAUUGGUGUAGUUACGCAGAACAUGAACACUACGACUGAUAACAAUAUUGGUGUAGUUACGUGUGAACAAAUACCGGCUUUGCCAGAGACUCCCAAGAUAGAUAACGUUGAUGCAAAGCCAGUGGUAUAUACGAUUGCUCCGGACAAACUGCGCAAGAUAGAUAACGUUGAUGCAAAGCCAGGGGUAUAUACGAUUGCCCCGGACAAACUGCGCAAUAUAGAUAACGUUGAUGCAGAGCCAGUGGUAUAUACGAUUGCCCCGGACAAACUGCGGUCGUUAGACGCUGAUGAAGACGGAAGCUUUCAUACAAUGUUGGCCGAGACGAUCAGUGAGUCUGAGAUCAUCGCGACUACUGAGGUUACGAAUAUCGUCGUGAAACAUGAUCUCAGUCAGCCAGCUGUUCCGAAGUCAUCGUUGAAGAAGAAGCAUCGCGUGUUUGACGUAGACGACGCUUCCGGACUCAUCCCGAGUGACAUUUUCUACCUGAACACCGACCACGUGUUGCAGCGUUGCGAGACGUUCGACCAGCUCUCGGAACUCUUGGUGAAUGCAGCGUUGAGCAGUCCCGCCACGGACAGUUCUGAUUUCCUGAACAAGUGCAAAAGAAUCCUGAAGGUCCCCGUCGACACGCUCGAUCACUACGGUAGUAUAGGGACCUUCUUGGCCACGUUGUACGAGAACAAACAUCUGAUCGACGUGGUCAUCGACGUACGCGGCACGUUGUUUGGCGCGCACCGCAUAGCGCUAAGUUGCCAGAGCGACUUCUUUGCGGAUAUGUUCAGUAAGAGUACCGGCCGGAGAAUCCCGUUUGAGUUCAAGAUCAAGGGUGUCAGCCCCGAAGCGUUCGCCUGCUUUUUGGAGUUCUGUUACACCGGAAAACUCACGAUAAUGCCUAGCAUCGCUGCGGACAUACUGAUUGUUGCAGACGUUCUCAGGGUAAACUCGUUCAAGCGCCACCUGGACGCCAUUACAGACAGCCUUCCCUUAGAUCAGAAUGUGAAAAUGGUGGCCAAAAGCAAAGUGAACGCGGAAGGCCAAUUGUUCAAGAAACUGUUCGCGGUGAUCGUGCGGAACCUCAGCGCCGCUGCGGACACUUCCUUCUUCAUGUACAUGGACGUAGACCUGCUGUGCCAGAUACUUUCUUCCGACGACUUAGUUGUGACGUCAGAGUACGAGGUGUUCACGAUUGCCAUGCGCUGGCUGCUUGCUGAUGAACAACGAAUCAAGCACAUCCCGAGAGUCAUGGGAUAUAUCAGGUUUGACCAGAUGUGCAUACCCGAGCUAUUCACUUGCGCAGAGACAACGGCCAUACUGCGCGGCUACGACAAGUUCCGGGAGCUGGUUCUCAUUGCUAACUGGUUGCUGACGGCCCGAAAUGUACCAAAAGACGACCCCUUUCACUUCCCAGUGUCCCGACCCCGGAAGUAUCAGAACGCCGCUUUGCUGAAACUCCAGAAGGAUUCCGAAGCACCUUCCAGUAGCAAGGGUGACCCAGCACCGAACGGCGACGUCACUGUAGCGAUGCCUCCUCCCGUGAUGACGUCAACACCACGUGCCAAACCUGCCUCUGCGGAGGGGGCGAUUAUCGAUGCGAAAAAAGCCGCGGCGGACAUACUGGCUAUAGGCGGAUUUGAGUCGAAUGAAGCCUCGUUAGUGCCGAAGUACGUGGAGCGGUAUGACAGCGCCGAUAACCAGUGGGUGCAUUUCUGCCGACUUCCGGAACCCCGCCGACACCACGCGGCAGUCGUUGUGCGAGGAUUCAUGUACUUGAUAGGCGGAAGUAACCCUUGCGUGAAAUCGGAGCUUCCGCUGCCGACGCGGACAGUGUUCCGGAUGGACCUAUUCACCAAGCAGUGGAGAGAAGGAGUCCCUAUGAACGAAGCGCGAUACAGUCACUGCGCAUGCGCGAUCAACGAGCGGAUAUACGUGUUUGGAGGGAAAGGGGAAGGCGACAGGGUGUCGAGUACUGUGGAGUGUUUUGACGUUGUCACUGACGGCUGGUUCUACGUGACUCCAAUGGCCGGCCCUCGUUACGCCGCCACCGCCGCCAGCCUCGGGGACCGGAUAUACGUCGCGGGAGGGCUUGGAGAGAGCCGCGAGAUACCGUCUGCUCUACACGUGCUAGAUGACGUCAUCUGCUUGGAUACCUCCGCCAAAAGCUGGAGCAACGCCCCGAAUCUGCGAUUCGCCCGUUGCUAUGCGAACCUGGUCGCUGUUGACCACACCCUGUUCCUCUGCGGUGGAGCGUCCCGCUCGUUCGAUUACAAGAACUCCGUGCUGAUCAGCGUGGGCGCGCUGGACGCGCUUGACCUCACCAGAAAUAGGUGGCGCCACGUGGCGGAUAUGCUCUUGGCGCGUCACGACAUGGGCGCGGCUGCUGUAGGCGACCGGAUAUUCAUGAUUGGUGGAGUCUCUUCGACAGCAGACCGCGUGUUGACGUCAGUAGAUUGCUAUGACGUCAUGACAGGUGUUAGCGUCACCAACAUACAGGAGCUACCAUACCCAGCUAGGUCGGUGGCCUGCGUGACUGUGCCGUCGGCUGGUCGUCGGCCCGCGGGCAACAAACAGGUCAACUUCCAAAGACCCAAUGUGUAACUAAUACUAUGCUCAAUCAACCCUGGACAAUUUGACUUUUUUCGACAUUGUUUUAAGAUUAUUAGACUAAUUUAAUACCAUUACUUUUUUCUUAUUUCUUUUUGAUUAAUAAAACGCAAAACGUC